Molecule: messenger RNA, 693 nt
Organism: Vanrija pseudolonga
Lineage: Eukaryota; Fungi; Basidiomycota; Tremellomycetes; Trichosporonales; Trichosporonaceae
Gene: coaA
Product: Coactosin
Exons: 5
Coding region: 100-543 (147 amino acids)
Biological process (GO): regulation of actin filament polymerization
Cellular component (GO): cortical actin cytoskeleton; site of polarized growth; actin filament
Molecular function (GO): actin filament binding
Source: RefSeq, a predicted model, not a curated record
CCAUCGCAGCAUCGCACGAGCACAGUCACAGACCACCACCGCACCCCCACUCUCCCCCGUCAUCUCCCGCAUAAAUCCUCACACCCCGCCCAACACAAAAUGGCCGACGUCAAGGACCCCAAGAUCGCCGAGGCUUACGAGCUUGUCCGUUCCGACAAGAGCGACGAGACCUGGCUCCGUCUCGACUACGAGUCGGACAAGUCGGACAAGCUCGUCCUCAGCGAAACCGGCACUGGUGACCUCGACGAGUUCACCUCCAAGCUCGACCCCGCCAAGGCGUCGUUCGGCUUUGUCCGCGUCAAGUACGCCAACGACGAGCACUCGUUCCGCGAGAAGUUUACCCUCGUGACCUGGAUCGGCGAGAACGUCAAGAUCAUGCGCCGGGCAAAGGUCUCGGUCCACACGGCCGACGUCAAGUCGAUCAUCCGCUCGUACUCGAUCGAGGUGUCGGCCUCGACGCCCAAGGACCUCGAGGUGGACGAGGUCGUCCAGCGCUUGCGACGUGCCGGCGGCGCCAACUACGACCGCUCCAAGUUUGACUAGGCGAGGACCGGUCUAGAGGGCGCGGCGGCUGUGCCAUCCUGUGCCGCCGGCCGGUGGCUUCGGUCAGACGCCGACGUAGAUGUUGAGGAGCUGGGCCGAACAUUGCCCGGUUCUGUUGUAGAGGGUGCCGGUGUCUAUGCAUGCCAGUGC